Messenger RNA from Aspergillus welwitschiae, 1132 nucleotides. RefSeq names its product M24 family metallopeptidase. The transcript has a single exon. Lineage: Eukaryota; Fungi; Ascomycota; Eurotiomycetes; Eurotiales; Aspergillaceae. The coding region runs from base 63 to 755 and encodes 230 amino acids. The record is from RefSeq and is a predicted model, not a curated record.
CUCGAAAUCGUCCCUUGUCCACUCCCAUCACUUGGCCUCGUACUUUGUUGUCUCUACUUGGAAUGUCGACAUCAAUUGAAAGCGAGCGCGCCGCCUACCUUCUGGACGCGCAGAAAAAAGCGGUGCAACUUUUCGAAGAGAUUGAACGAGACCUGAUUCGGCCCGGCGUGAGUGAAAAGGCUCUCAGCACUGCGAUCCAUGAGCUUGGAGCCAAACGCCACGGAGUCCGCACCCACUGGCAUAAGCGCGUUGUCCGCAGCGGACCAAACACCCUGAGUCCCUUUGCCGAGAACCCUCCGGAUCGCAUCAUUCAACCAGACGACAUCCUGGUGGUGGACCUCGGUCCGGUCUUCGAGGAAUGGGAAGCCGACUUCGGGCGCACAUACGUGCUUGGGGAUGACCCCGCAAAGCUGAAACUGCGCGAUGCCCUAGACCCCAUAUGGCACACAGUCAAGCGACGGUUUCGAGAAAACCCGGAUAUGACGGCGGAAGAAUUGUAUGCCAUUGCCUGCCAGGAGGUCCAACAAGCUGGAUGGGAUUUCGGUGCUCCCAUUGCAGGCCACCUGGUCGGGUCGUUCCCGCAUGAGAGAAUUCCGAAUGAUAAAAUCAGUUUAUAUAUCGCGCAAGGAAAUGGCGAUAAGAUGAUGGUUCCGGGCCGUGAUGGACACAUGCGACACUGGAUUCUGGAGAUCCACAUCCACGAUCGGGCGCGUGGAUUUGGGGGAUUCUGUGAGCAGUUAUUGACGGUGGAUUGAUUGCAUGUGCUCCGGAUGCGCCCAUCAACCGUAUGUAAUGUCAACUGACAGGUGUUGGGUGCCUUGAAGUGCCAGUGGUAUAAUGAUGCGGUCCUUCACAGAAUUUUUCAACUACUAGAGGAUAUAUGGGAUCAAGGUAUAGAACGCUAGAGAUAUCAGAACGUUUCAUCGCGUUUACAGAUUCAGUCUUAUUAAAUACUGAACUUCAAUGUACUAGUAGAGAGGACGAUAGUAAUGCUAUCAAUUUCCCUCUUCCCCUUAAACCAUGGGACCAGUAUUGUAAGUGAUCAUCAUAAUCCUUUCAAUGACCGAUACAGUGUUCUCUAUCGCCAGAUGACACAAAUACCACACAUUGUAGUGUAAAGCAUAAUAGUAGU